This is a messenger RNA of Venturia canescens, 5075 nucleotides long. Its product is annotated as hemicentin-1-like. Bases 99 to 2588 code for a protein of 829 amino acids. The transcript has 14 exons. NCBI's taxonomy places the organism in Eukaryota, Metazoa, Arthropoda, Insecta, Hymenoptera, Ichneumonidae. The record is from RefSeq and is a predicted model, not a curated record.
UCUUCGAGUGCGGGUUAGUGAACAGUGUGAGAUCGCGACUCGUGAUUCACUUGAAAAUACCAAUAAAACGAGCAAGCAUAAACGUUAAAUUAUAAAACAUGUGGAAUAUCGUGUUCUACUUGGGACUUGUCGACGCCGUAGUUUACGUCGCAAGCGCUAGGAGCGACAAAAUCGUCCCGCUACUAAAUAUCACCGCAGUGGAGGGUGGCGCCGUGGAAUUACCCUGUGACAUUACACCCACGGGACCUGAUUCGCUAUCCAUGGUGCUCUGGUUCAAGGAUGAAACAGACGGUAGACCACUGUACACCGUCGACGUACGUGGGAAAGUGCUUAGCGAAGCGGAUCACAUGUCCGACAGAAGAGUCUUUGGUACAAGGGCUUAUUUCCGCACAGGCGUUUCGAGCCCUGCGGUUCUUGCUCUCGACGACAUCAAACGGCACGACGCAGCGAUUUAUCGAUGCCGAGUCGAUUUCGGUCAGGGCCAAACGAGGAAUUUCCGGUACAACCUUUCCGUCAUUGUUCCUCCUGAACAGCCGGUGAUUUUAGACAGGUGGAGCAGAAUUUUAAACGGAACAGUCGGGCCGUACGAGGAGGGCGACGAUCUGACGCUGACUUGUCGAGUGACGGGUGGUACCCCGCAACCAAAAAUCAGCUGGUUCGUCAACGGAAAUUUCAGAAACGAGGAAUACGUCAAGGACGCUGGAGAUGUCAUCGAAUAUAAAUUGGUCGUGAAAUCGUUAACGAGGGCUGACCUGGGAACGAACUUCACGUGUCAGGCAUCGAACACUCAUCUUAUCGAACCCAAAAGAUACACAGUCACGUUGGACCUCAAUUUAAAACCAUUGUCAGUCGUCAUUAAGAGGCCGGGGCUGCGCGGAACCGAGGGAGAAUCGUUGAAAGCUGGGCAGCGGUACGACCUCGAGUGCGACACAACCGGCUCCAGACCACCGGCGAUCAUAACUUGGUACAAGGGCAAGAGAUCGUUGAAGCACAUAAGGGAGGAACGGAGCGAAAACCGUACGAUAAGCAGAGUAGAAUUCGUGCCCGGAAAAGACGACGACCGGAAACUCGUGACCUGCCGAGCCGAAAAUCCGAACGUGACAGGACUCUACCUCGAGACCUUCUGGACCAUCGACGUCGUGUAUCCACCGGUCGUAUCGCUGAGUCUUGGCUCAACCCUUAAUCCCGAGGACAUCAAGGAAGGCGAUGAUGUUUAUUUCGAGUGUCAUAUUAAAACGAAUCCACCGAGAUCAAGGCUCACGUGGAUGCACAACGGUGAUAUACUGACUCACAAUCAGUCAGCGAGAAUCAUACAGUCGAAUCAGAGCCUCGUAUUGCAGAGCGUGACUCGUGGGAGCGCCGGAUUUUACGUUUGCUCCGCCACGAAUGCACUCGGUGAAACUCGAAGCGAGCCACUCCAUCUACGUGUUAAAUUCUCGCCGAUGUGCAAGGAAGAUCGAAUUAUAGUGGUGGGAGCAUCGCGCGGCGAGUCCCUCAACAUAAGCUGCAAAGUUGAGGCGGAUCCACCGGUGCGAAACUUUCGUUGGAAAUUCAACAACAGCGGGGAGACGCUCGAAGUGUCCCCGAGGAGGUUCACAAUACCGUCACCAGGCGAGCCGGACGGGGUUAGCGUAUUGAAAUACACGCCGGCCACCGAGCUCGAUUAUGGCACACUUUCGUGCUGGGCGAACAACGAGAUUGGCACACAAUCGAGACCGUGUCUCUUCCAGAUCGUUGCAGCCGGCAAACCAUUCCCGGUCCGGAAUUGCACGCUUGCCAAUCAAACGUACACGAGUGUCGAGGUGAAAUGUGUGCCCGGUUACGACGGAGGAUUACCGCAGAAAUUCGUUUUAGAAGUUUAUCACGGCGAUCUCGACUUUUUGCCGAGUAUAAGACCGCUCUACAACGUUUCCGCGCUCGAAGAACCGGUCUUUGCACUUUCAGGACUGGAAGCAUCGGUGGACGCUGGCGUUCACGUUGCUAUAUACGCGGUCAACGCAAAAGGGCGAAGCCAGUCAGUCAUCCUCGGAGAAGUGACUUUCCGAGAUGCCGAAAAACGUACGGGACAAGACGCGGGCAUAGUUCUGUCGCCGUUGAUAGGAAUGAUAGUCGGCGCUCUCGUCACCCUCGUGCUCAUCGUUCUCGCGGUUGUGGUACGAGCCAGGCGCGAAAGAAUCUCGAAGCCGCGCAACGAAAAAGCAGCCGAAUUGAGAGAAAUACCGACUCAACAGUAUCCACUACAAACGCCCCAACAAACCGUGGAGACGGACCCGGAUGUCAUUCCUAACAAAUUCGAAGGUAACCUCGUCGAAGUGAGUCCACCGAGUUACACAGGUGGCGGAUAUCCCUCGGGACAUUGGGUGACCCCGGGUCCAACGCCGAGUAUAGACGAGCUGUGUCACAAGUUUACAGGAAGGCCGACGGAGCUGAGGCUACCGUCGAGGAGCACGAUACCAUCUUUGCCAAACUCGGGGUUAACCGGUGUCGUGGUUGGAGCGGGUCAACUUGUCAUUGCUGGCGAGUGUCUCGACGGGGAAGCGAUCAAACAACGCUUAAUGGCCAACAGACUUCCCGAGAGUUGCGUCUAAGACAACUUCGAGAUUGCAAGAUUAUAGAAAUACGUUUGUCAGCCCGGACAAAGCUUCGAGAAUGAAUUACUGCCACGAAUAAUCAUCGAGAUAUGCUAAUUUACAAACCUCGAAUAACUCUGAGCCUGGGAAUGGGGCGAGGGGGGAAAUCCACAUAGGAUUUUCUUCCUUAAACUCUCGAAAUAUGGAGCUCAACUUAUUCAAAGUUCAGAUUCGUGGGAUCUCGAAGACAACGAUCCCAGAGAAACGUUCUAAUCCGACGAGAAUGGUUAAUUAACGGUGGAUUUCGAGGGUGCAAAUCUCAAGUCCACCAAACGUCAAUUCUUUUAUCUUCCGAUCAGCGGAAACGAGCAGUGACAUUUUCGUCGCGUUACUUCGCUGUGCGCUCGAACCGUUAAAGCAGCUCGAAUGAUGCAAAGAUAUUCAUGAGAGCGAGAGGCGUUAUUGCUGGGAAAAUAGGCUUGGAUGAGACAACGAAAACGAUUGAAAGUAACGAACGAUUCUUUUGUUCAAUCCUAAGAGAAAUACAGAAACGAUGAAUGGAGCAACGGGAAAGGUUAUGAAAACGGAGGGACGAGCUGUUUGGCACAGGCAGAGAGUCCGGAAAGUAAAAUUAACUGAUAUUUCGAUUAGAAAUAUGAAAGUUGUUUCCAUCUGAUCGUCUUUGCAGCUUUUCCUUCUUCAUUUUCCUUGACUUCUCCAACUUUUCUCAACUUUUAUAUUCAUCUUUUAUUUCUGUGUCCGGAAAGAAUGAGCGGAAGUGAAAUACGCCCGUUCGAGACGUUGCUUUUCCAGACUGCAUGGGAAAGAAAAAUAAUAAAAAAUUGAAAAGAAAGCGAGCAAACGCGAUCGAAGAAAAGGGGAAAAGAGAGAGAGAGAGAGCGAAACUGCCGCGUCGAGUGACGAGGAGGAACGCAAACAGCACAAGGAGGAAAGCAGAAACGUUGGAAGGGCCGGGGAACGGAUGAACGACUGUGGAAUUUGCAGAACGGGUAAAUUAUUCGAAGCAGCGAAAACGAUGUGAAUACCAAGGGACUAUAGAGCCCUGGAAACGAUCGCCGUCGACGCGCGAUUGAACGAGAAAAUUGUCAACCUAUGUAUGUCUAUGCGCGUAUGUCUAUGUUCGUCCUAACGCCUUGAAUCUGCACUUGCAAUGUACCAGCAGCGCUCUCUUUCACGGACCCGAGUCCCAUCACCGGACUUUGCAGCACACAGGAAGCCCAAAGAGAACGAGACGAAAAGAGAGAAAGAGGGAGAGGGAGAAACGAGGCAACAAAGCGCGCGAGGACGAGAGAAGAAAAACAAUGGAAAAAUCUGUGAGUGAGAGCGAGAGAGAGAGAGAGACUAUUCUUAAAGUAAAAUUCAUUCGCCAUAAGCCGUUCGAUUCUUCGAUCUUCCCUUCAAACGCUUCGAUUCCCGAGAGAUUGAUGAGAGUAAGAAAAAUAUUGAAUGCGCCAAAUAAUCAGUAAAAUGGAAAAUAUGCAAUUUUCUGUGUAACUAGAAAAAUGAUAAAGAAGUAGCGUCCGUUAAUUCUUUAUUGUUGAAAUUUGUUUUUUUUUUCGAUUCGCAAUGCGAGUUUACCAGCUCGAUUUUCAUUUGCGAAGCACACGAACAAAUAUCCGGGAAAGUUGAGCUAAUGAAAAUGAUUGGAGAGGAGGAAGAAUGGAAGAAUUUUUCAUUCUACAAAAAAAUUUCAUUUUCAAAGAAAGCAUCCGCUGCACAGCUUUGCGAGCGGAGAUUCAAUAUUUCAGCCCCAACGAUUGCGGCAUGCUGGACAAUUGUUUAAAUUUUUUUAUCCAUUUGCGGGCGAUCGAAGAACGGAACGAGAAAGGAGAGAAAAAAUCGCUACUAAUAGAUAUCGCAUGCGGCUGUAAAUAAAAAUCGUUGAAGCGAGAAUUUGCGAUCACGCAUUUUCCAUUUUCGGACCACAUUUCUCGCGAAAAAAAUAAAACGAAAGAGAAGAAGAGAAUAUUUCGACGAGAGCACAAACUUUCAUCGGUAUGUCACCGAUGGAGCUCGCCUCUUUGACGACACAAAAGAAAUUUGAUCGGGGCAAUCGAGCGUCAAUAACAAUCUCACGGACGUUUCUAUCCGCGUGUCUGAAAUUUCUUUCUGGACAAGGGCUCUUCCAGAAUACGAAAUAAUGAGAAAUCAAAUGAAAACGUAAACACACACACAUAAUCGAUACACAAAAAGUGAAAAACAAUAAUGGAAAAUGAAAUAAUUAGGUGACUUUGCGAUGAACUAUACACAAUUAACGAAGUAAUGAAAGAAAAGAAACGAAUUAAAUGACAAAAGGAAUAAUAUAAAUCUGUAAAUAAUCCUACAAACUCCGUGUAAAUUCGAUUGACAUUGUACCUUAAGUUUAUUGUCUAGAUGACUUCAUAUCUGACACGUUCCAUAUCGUCUAAUAACUCGUAUGUAUAUAACAAUUAUGAUAACAACAAUAAUAUUAAAGUUUCGAUCCGAAUAAAUCAUUUAACUGUC